AUGACCCGUGUAUUAAAGGCUGGCGUUCUCGGCGCCACUGGCACUGUUGGCCAGCGUUUCAUCCUUUUGCUCUCUGAACACCCCGGCUUUUCGAUCCAUACAUUGGGUGCAUCGCCUCGCUCUGCAGGCAAGCCCUACAACAAGGCUACAAAGUGGAAGAUGUCUCAACCUAUCCCUGCAUCCGUUCGUGAUAUGGUCGUCCAGACUUGUGAGCCCUUGAAAGAGUUUUUGGAAUGCGACGUUGUCUUUUCAGGACUUGAUGCUGAUGUUGCUGGCGAUAUUGAAAUGGCAUUCCUGAAAGCCGACUUGGCCUUGUUUUCGAAUGCAAAGAACUAUCGCACCAAUGAGGAUGUGCCUUUGAUCGUUCCUUUGGUCAACUCUUCACACUUUGACCUUUUGGCUCACCAACGAAACAAACAUCAACUUAAGAAGGGAUUCUUAGUGACGAAUGCUAAUUGUUCGACUUCAGGUCUGGUCGUGCCAUUGAAGGCGCUUCAGGAUGCAUUUGGACCGUUGAGCAAGAUCAUUGUGACGACGAUGCAGGCCGUCUCGGGAGCAGGUUAUCCCGGUGUACCAUCGUUGGACAUUCUCGAUAAUGUUGUCCCUUAUAUCGGUGGAGAAGAACCCAAGAUGGAAUGGGAGACCUUGAAGAUCUUGGGAGGAUUGAACCAGGAUGCGACUGCAUUCGACUUGUUGAAGACUACAAAGGUCUCUGCGACUUGCAAUCGUGUGCCUGUUCUGGAUGGUCAUACUGAAUGUGUGUCGAUUGAAUUUGAAAGACGUCCUGCCCCUUCAGUAGAAGAGGUGAUCCAGGUCUUGGAGAACUAUCGAUCAGAGGCACAGGAGUUGGGCUGUCAUUCUGCACCAGAUCAAGCGAUCAUUGUCAGUAGAGAGGAUGAUCGGCCACAACCCCGUCUGGAUCGUGAGAAUGGUAAAGGUUAUAGUGUUACGGUCGGUCGUGUGCGCCCAUGUAAUGUCUUUGAUAUCAAGUUUACACUCUUGGCCCAUAACACUAUUUUGGGUGCUGCUGGAUCUGGAGUCUUGUUGGCUGAAUUGGCACAGAAGAAAGGUCUUAUUGCCUGA
Molecule: messenger RNA, 1083 nt
Organism: Lobosporangium transversale
Lineage: Eukaryota; Fungi; Mortierellomycota; Mortierellomycetes; Mortierellales; Mortierellaceae
Product: aspartate-semialdehyde dehydrogenase
Exons: 2
Coding region: 1-1083 (360 amino acids)
Biological process (GO): L-threonine biosynthetic process
Molecular function (GO): NADP binding; protein dimerization activity; NAD binding
Source: RefSeq, a predicted model, not a curated record